GAUUAUCAGGUAAAUAUGCGUUUAAAUCGAAGGGUUCGAUGAUUUUUAACAUCAUUUUCUUGUUUUUAGCAAUGGAUACUGUAAUGUUGGCUGUCUUUGCAGAGCAGGAAGAGCUGCGCUCUUUGAGAAGGCAUCGGUCUAAUUUGCGUAAUACUACCGAUAUUAUGGAGCUGCCGGAUGCAGAAUUCAUCAAAAACUUCCGGUUGAACAAGGAAGCAUUUCUGUACAUCCUUGGCGAAAUUACUGACGAAUUUCCCCCUCAAAGGCAAGGAGCCCUUUCCGUGAAGGAGAAACUCGCAGCUUGUCUUCGUUUCUUUGCCGAAGGCAGCUAUCAGCAUGGAACCGGAAAAGACUUUGAUGUCGCAGUAGCUCAGCCAACGUUUUCAAAGAUCCUUUCAGAAAUUCUUACUGUUUUCGAGAGGAAAAUUUGUCCUCAGUGGAUAAACAUACGCAUGUCAAAUGAAGAAAUGUGUCGAGCAAAACGAUUUUUCUAUGAGAAAUCUGGUAUCCCUGGCGUGAUCAUGUGUGUUGAUGGAACACAUAUAAAAAUUAUUCCUCCGAAUGUAAACCGCAACCUUUUGACGUAG
This is a messenger RNA of Ochlerotatus camptorhynchus, 587 nucleotides long. RefSeq lists its product as uncharacterized. Lineage: Eukaryota; Metazoa; Arthropoda; Insecta; Diptera; Culicidae. Bases 39 to 587 code for a protein of 182 amino acids. The transcript is spliced from 2 exons. The record is from RefSeq and is a predicted model, not a curated record.